AUGCACUCUUUAAUCAUUAUCAUCUUUAUUUUGUCAAUCUUUGUUUCGUUUGUUGUUUCUCAUAACAACAACGAUUAUGGUGUUGUUUACAACACAUCAUCAUCAUCAUCUUUAUUCUCAUCGUUCAACCAUCAUGUUGAACUUCAAUCAAUUAGCAUCAACGAUCAUUAUGUUUACCAUAACACCUCAUCUUUCAACCAUGUUGAACUUCAACCAAUUCCAAUCAUUUCCAUUGCUCAUAAAAAUAAUAAAUCCUAUUCAUUUAUUCACCCAUUAUCCAUUAAUAAUUCAAGUGAUAUUAUUGUGUCUCAAUGUCAAUCACAACCAUUACCAUUACCAUUACCAUUAAUUUCAAAUUACUCAACAACCAACCUUAUUCUUUUAGAAGAAAAGGAGAAGACUGUUCAAUUGAACAGCAGCACCAAUACAAUUUCAAACACUUGUUUAGACAAUAAUCCAAUAAUUUGUUUUCCAUCCAUGUCCUCUGACAUAAUAAUUCAAUAUAAUGAUGAACAUUCAUUCAACAUUUCAAUCAUUAAUAAUAAUAAUAUUAAAAACAACAAUAAUAAUAAUAAUAAAUCAGUCUCAUUUAUUCACUCAUUAUUCAUGUACAUUCAAUUUAAUUCAAGUGAUGUUUCGAUUCAUUUUCAAUUACCACCAUUACUCUUAAAUCAUUCAUCACCCAACCAUUUUCUUUUAGCGGAAGAGGAGGAGAAGAAGGAGGUGUCAUUUCAAUUAAACAACACAAUCAUAUUCUCAUUGUUCAACCAUGUUGAACAUCAAUCAAAUACUAUCAAUAAUAAUAAUAUUUCUUUCCAUCAAUCAACCAUUUUAUAUUAUAAUAAUAAUAAUAAUUUAUCAUUUAAUUCAUCAAUGUUAACUCCUUUUAGUUUAAAUGUUUUGUCUCAAUCUCAUUUUCAAUUACCAUUGAAUCAUUCAACAACCAACAACCACAUUCAUUUAGAGGAGGAAGAAGAUUAUGUUCAAUUGAACAGAACCACAAAUACAAUCCCAUGUUUUGAACAUCAACCAAUUCCAAUCAUUUCCAUUCACUCAUCCAUGUCACCCAUUCCAUUAAACUCUAGUGAUGUUUUGUUCAAUAUUAAUUUAGAUCAGGAGGUGAGCAGCAGUACAAUCUCAGUUUCAUAUUUCAACCAACCAAUUCCCAAUAAUAAUAAUAAUAAUAUUUCAUUCUUCAAUGACCAUCAAUCAUUGAUUCCAUGUUUUAAUUCAAGUGUCAUUUUCACAGAUUGUCAAUCAUCAUUACCACAAUUAAUCUUAAAUCAUUCAACAACCAACCACCACAUUCUUUUAGAAGAGGAGGAGGAGGAGUCUGUUCAGUUGUCGUGUUUCAGCCAUGAUAUAAACCAUUCAUCAGUUCUUAUCGAUAAUCAAUCAAAUAAUAAUAAUAAUAAUUAUUUUUCAUUAGUUUAUUCAUUAUCCAUUUCACCUAAUCAUUUCAACACAUCCACAUCAUCAAACACAUCAUAUAUAUCAAACACAAUCAAAUCAACAAGAUCAAUUGCAAGCCCAUUUAAAUCAAGACAUUCCAACAUUUCAAAAUUAAAAAACAAAGCAGUAACAAACUCUUUCAAUUUGAUUCAAUUUACUCACUCUUCUUUUAAUUCUAUAGAUACUUUUACACUUGCCAGCAAUCAUUCUCUCAACUUCUUUGGCUCCAUUCAUCCAACAAUAAUUCAACAAUCAUCACCAAUCAACAAUCAUACAAUCCUUACCAAUCCAUCCCCUCAUUCACCAAUCAAUCAUUUAAUCAACCCACUCUCCACAAUCAUCACCAACCAACAAUCUUACAAUCCUCACCAAUCGAUCCACAAUCCUCAAAUCAUCAUCCGACAAUCUUCAAUUAAUAAUAAUUAUAAUAAUAAUAAUAUUAACUCUUCCAUAGACAAACAACCCCUUUAUUGUUCACCAACCAAUAAUAAUCAUAAUAACCCACAGUCAUUAAAUAAUACAAACAAUAUUAACAUUAAAUUUUACACCCUCUUCAAUGUACAAACAACCCCCAUCAUUGUUCACCAACAAAUAACAACAUUACAAUUACAACAAAGAAUAAUCAUAAUAACAUUACCAAUCACUCCAAUCCACAAUCCUCAUUCAUUCAUUCAUCACCAAUCCUCUAGUCAGUCGCCCGUCCCAAAUCCAGUGAUCAAGAGUACCAGUUUCCAAGCAACAAUUACCACCAUUCGUAGACCAACAUAA
Cavenderia fasciculata is the source of this 2220-nucleotide messenger RNA. RefSeq lists its product as uncharacterized. The transcript is spliced from 2 exons. The record is from RefSeq and is a predicted model, not a curated record. Lineage: Eukaryota; Evosea; Eumycetozoa; Acytosteliales; Cavenderiaceae. Bases 1 to 2220 code for a protein of 739 amino acids.